CUGCAAUUAGAAUUCCUGACAAGAAGUAGAAGAAAGGGGCGCACUUUGGAAAAUGGCGGCAGCUGGCGGAGAAGGUGCGUAGGAAAGAAGGCCGGCAAUGGCGGAAGCCGCGAAGGAAUACGCGGCAGGCCUUGCAGCGGGCAUUGCUACCGUUAUAACGGGCCAUCCAUUCGACACCGUUAAGGUGAAGCUGCAAAAGCACAACACUGAAGCGCAAGGGAAGAAGUACAAGAAUGCACUACAUUGUACUGCUCGAAUUCUUAGUAAUGAAGGAGUGAAAGGACUCUACAGAGGUGCAACGUCUUCUUUUAUUGGGAUGGCCUUUGAAAGCUCUCUUCUAUUUGGCAUCUAUUCUCAAAUGAAACAAUUAUUGCAGGGGGAAGUGAAUAGCAGUAAGCCGCAGCUCAAGGUAAUAAUUCCUUCAGCAGCCUAUGGCGGAGCUAUCAUCAGUUUCAUCCUAUGUCCAGCAGAGCUAGUGAAAUGUAGGAUGCAAGUUCAAGGGACUGACUCGGCAAUUUCCAAGCACGGAAGAUACAGUGGUCCACUUGAUUGUGCUCUUAAGACCGUGAAGAACGAUGGAAUUAAGGGCAUCUUUCGGGGCGGUUUUGCAACUUUGUUAAGAGAAUCGAUUGGAAAUGCUGUCUUCUUUAGCACUUACGAGUUCAGCCGUUAUUACGUGCAUUUGCAACUGGAUUCAACUUCACACGGUGUCAACCACCAGCAGAAGUUGUUAGCUGAUGUGGGGAUCGGCAUAAUCAGCGGUGGGCUUGCUGGUGUAGCUUUCUGGUCUACUGUCUUGCCCUUGGAUGUGGCGAAAACCGUUGUUCAAACGUCCCCAGAUACAACUUCUACCCGGAAUCCUUUCCAGACACUCAGCUUGAUACACAGGAGAGUAGGGUUGAGUGGAUGCUAUGCAGGUCUCGGGCCCACAUUGGUGAGGGCAUUUCCAGCUAAUGCUGCUGCCAUUGUUACGUGGGAGCUGGCUGCAAAGAUGCUAGGGGUGAAGCGGGUCUAAAAGUGGGGGUGUCGAUUUUUUCAUUGCAUCAGCAAUGCUGCAGUUGUUGGGCCAUGACACGGUGAUGUGCCCUUAAAGCUGUGUUUGGCUGUUAUUUUCAUCUGGCAAAGCUCAACCAUGAGACUGCAUAAGCGCCUGCCAAUCUGUGAGACUUUUUCCGAAACAAUGCAUCUGAGGAGAGCUUUAUCCAGCAGCUAGUGGUUCUCACAACAGAAGAUGAUUUAUUGAGUCAAGGAUGCUGUUUUUUGAAGAAUUUUCCAAAGAUUUGCAGAAUGAUUGUUUAUGAUUUUCUUGUCAAGUAGAUUACGAAGAAAUUGCUUUGGCGAAAUCCCGUCACGGAGGUCAGUAGUUCCAACUAAUGUCGCAGAAUGUUCUCUUCUUCUUCUUCUUCUUUUUGGUCUUUCUUUUUUUCUCUUUAUUCUUAAAGACUUUCAAUUGAUAAACUUGAAAAUGGUAGAUGAAACUGAGGGGAAUGAAUCCCCAAUACAAAGAACCUCUCUUGGAUUGCUUUUC
Magnolia sinica is the source of this 1528-nucleotide messenger RNA. Its product is annotated as mitochondrial arginine transporter BAC1. Gene Ontology annotation, biological process: mitochondrial L-ornithine transmembrane transport. Bases 98 to 1015 code for a protein of 305 amino acids. The transcript has 8 exons. Gene Ontology annotation, molecular function: L-ornithine transmembrane transporter activity. NCBI's taxonomy places the organism in Eukaryota, Viridiplantae, Streptophyta, Magnoliopsida, Magnoliales, Magnoliaceae. The record is from RefSeq and is a predicted model, not a curated record.